This is a messenger RNA of Gryllus bimaculatus (two-spotted cricket), 450 nucleotides long. The record is from the annotation of a GenBank genome assembly. Lineage: Eukaryota; Metazoa; Arthropoda; Insecta; Orthoptera; Gryllidae.
GCGAUGUGUACUACAAGCUCAACGACGCCGGGGUGGAGCCCGGCUACCCCAAGCGCAUCGCGGACUCGUGGGUGGGCCUGCCCGGCCACAUCGACGCCGCCUUCACCUACCGCAACGGCAAGACCUACUUCUUCAAGGGCAAACAGUACUGGCGCUUCGUGGGCAAGCGGAUGGACGGAGACUACCCCAAAGCUAUCUCGGAAGGCUUCACCGGCAUCCCUGACAACUUGGACGCUGCUAUGGUUUGGUCUGGCAAUGGAAAGAUUUACUUCUUCAAGGACAGUUUGGACGCCAGCGUCGUCUACAAGGGCUACACGUACUUCUUCAAGGGCACGAAGUACUAUCGAUUCGACGACCGCUCCUUCGCUGUGGACACGGGCAGCCCGGCGUUCCCGCGCCCCACCGGCCGCUGGUGGUUCGGCUGCAAGGAGUCGCCGUAUUUCGUGAUAU